ACAACAGACAGACGGAAUUUUCGGAAAUCGGUAAUUCCCUUCUCGUGUUGGAAGUGCUUUGAUGAAGUUACGCAUUUUUUUUAUAUGUUUAUAACUGUAUUCUGUGAUCUGCAGCAAUUUUAUUUUCAAAAAAGUAUCUGAAUCUCGAAAUAUAUAUAUAUAAGGAUUUUAAAAAAUGGAUUCCUGUAGUGGAGGAGAUAUUGACAAUCAUGAUGUAAACAAGACAAAAUCAAACGUAGAUGGUGAAUUUGCCAUGGAAGAUUUUAAAGAAUCUUUGUUGAAUUGUGAAGAACAAAUAAAUUCAGCUGGCAAUGAAAGUGAUGAAGAGUACAGUGAUGCCAAAGAUGUGUGUUCUGAUGAAGAGCUGGACAUGGAUGAGGAAUCGAUUGCUGACAGCCAUAAAGAUCUUUCAGAUGACCAAUUAGAGAAACUGAAAGAUGAAGCUGUUGCAUUGAAAAAUAAAGGAAAUGACUGUUUCAAAAAUGCUGACUAUAAAGAAGCUGUAAAUUUGUACACUCAAGCUUUGAACACAUGUCCUUUAAAAUAUCAAAACGACAGAUCUAUUUUGUAUGCUAAUCGAGCUGCUGCAAGAAUUAGCUUAGAUAAAAAAGAGGAAGCAGUGUUGGAUUGCAAUAAAGCCAUUGAAUUGAAUCCAAAUUACCUUAAAGCUUUAAUAAGGCGAGCUCAGCUUCACAAAAAAAUGGACAACCUUGAGAGAGCAUUGGAGGAUUAUCAAAAGAUAGUAGAACUUGAUCGCAACAAUGCUGAGGCACGUGCUGCAUGUGCGACUCUACCUGCUGAAAUAAAUGAAAAGAAUGAGAAGCUGAAACAGGAAAUGUUUGGUAAACUAAAAGAAUUGGGAAAUAUAUGUUUAAAACCCUUUGGGCUUUCGACUGAGAAUUUCAAGGUUGUUCAAGAUCCCAAUAGUGGUGGCUACAGCAUAAAUUUUCAGAACAAUACGUGAAACAUGAGUUAGUGGGAAAUUUAUUUAACUGUAAAAAUAAUUUAUCUGUUGCAUGUAUCAUACAGUUAUUUCAAUAUGCAGCAAUUUAACUGUAAUUCCAGUAUAAAUAAUUUUAUAAGCAAUCUUCUUUUCUAUUGCAAAUCAAUACUUCUUUUGUAAAAUAUGUCAGAUGUUUAGUCAUUGUAUAAUAUAUGGAAGCAAUUAAAUGCAUGUUAUUCUGUGUUAUAAAUUAUUAUAAUCAUAAUAAAUUAGUUAUUGACUUAUA
Argiope bruennichi is the source of this 1229-nucleotide messenger RNA. Its product is annotated as tetratricopeptide repeat protein 1-like. The coding region runs from base 176 to 964 and encodes 262 amino acids. The record is from RefSeq and is a predicted model, not a curated record. Lineage: Eukaryota; Metazoa; Arthropoda; Arachnida; Araneae; Araneidae. The transcript is spliced from 6 exons. Gene Ontology annotation, molecular function: protein binding.